CUGUCUUCACAGCAGCUCUUUCCUCCUUUAUUUCCACCCCGGUCUUACGUGCGACACACACCACGUACCAUCCCAGGAUACAGGGACUCGCCAUACUGCUCGCCUACGCUAGCAAAGCGCCAACGCUUUCUUUUCCGUUCCCUCCUAGCCUCUCACUCACACGCACCUUUGAGCCACGCGUGCAGCUCUGCUUUUAAAUAGCACACUCCCCCUUACAAUUCAGAGCAAUGCAUAUUCCUUACAUGCUUCAGCGAGCAACGGCAGUGGCUGCAUCACUGGCAGUACUAUUACCAGGCAUGGCGUACGGGUCGCUGCAGAGCGCGGUCUCUGUUCGCAAGUUCGCCAACCCCUCGUUCGCGGGAGCCCUCAGCAACCUGCAGCUCAAGCGGCUAGCGCGCACCGCGACCAAGGAGCGGACGUGGCUGGAUAUCCAUAAGGGCGAGCUCCUGGCACCAGUGCUGGUCCCGCGCCAGGUGGGCUCGGCGGGGUACAGGGCCACGCAGGGCUUCAUCGUCGACACGCUGAGCACGCUCGGAUACGCAAUCUCCUGGGACAAUUUCACGGCAGCGACGCCCGAGGGCCAGGUCAAAAUGGCAAACAUCAUCGCGACGAAGAACCCGGCGGCGCAGCGGCGGCUGGUGCUCUCGGCGCACUACGAAAGCAAGGUGAUUGCAGGUGGCGAAUUCAUCGGAGCCACCGACUCGGCCGUGCCUGUGGCUCUGAUGCUCGAUGUUGCCCGCGGCCUGAGCGAUGCCAUUGACGAGUAUGACAGCGAUGAUGUCACCCUACAGCUGGUGUUUUUCGACGGCGAGGAGGCCUACCAUGAGUGGUCCGCUACUGACUCGCUGUACGGCUCGCGCCAUCUGGCAGAGUUCUGGGAGCAUAACCCAGAUCCUGCCACGGCUGCUAUUACCAAGAAUCUGGGUGAUCAUCGUCCUGAACUCGAUCGCGUUGAUCUGAUGGUGCUCAUGGACCUGAUGGGCGCACCCGACAACAUGUUUGCGGCCCUGCAGGUGCCAACCGCCAGUAUCUUCACGCAACUGGCCAAGCUGGAGGAGCGCCUGUACAAGGCAGGUGCCCUGGGCCGCACUUACAUGAACACGAGCAUUCCGCCUGGCGCAUAUAGUGUCGAUGACGACCACAGGCCGUUUAUUGAGCGCGACGUCCCAGUGCUGCACCUGAUCUCGGUGCCGUUCCCCAAGGCCUGGCACACUCUGGACGACAAUGCCGAUGCUCUGGACCAGGAUGUCAUCGAGGACCUGAGUGUCCUCAUGCGCUCUUUCGUGGCAAGCUACCUGCAGUUGCGGUUUUGACACUGAGGACAAGGCAGAGGCGCUGAGCUCAUCAGCAGCUGCAGAGGAGCAUGAACCGGUCCACGAGACCGUUGGUGCUGCGCCUGCCUUGUCCGACAUAUCCUUCUUUGUGUCUUUUCUGUUUGUGGCAAUGAUGUGCGUCAUGGUGUAUGUGCUGCUGGCUGUGUGCUUUAGAUGGUAAGAAGACCAGCUCUUCUAUCGAGUCACAAUAUAUUGCUUGUAUUUGUCA
Molecule: messenger RNA, 1542 nt
Organism: Linderina pennispora
Lineage: Eukaryota; Fungi; Kickxellomycota; Kickxellomycetes; Kickxellales; Kickxellaceae
Exons: 1
Coding region: 297-1313 (338 amino acids)
Molecular function (GO): glutaminyl-peptide cyclotransferase activity; zinc ion binding
Source: RefSeq, a predicted model, not a curated record